Aplysia californica (California sea hare) is the source of this 2393-nucleotide messenger RNA. RefSeq names its product protein lin-31. Lineage: Eukaryota; Metazoa; Mollusca; Gastropoda; Aplysiida; Aplysiidae. The transcript is spliced from 2 exons. The coding region runs from base 758 to 1819 and encodes 353 amino acids. Gene Ontology annotation, molecular function: RNA polymerase II cis-regulatory region sequence-specific DNA binding; DNA-binding transcription factor activity, RNA polymerase II-specific. The record is from RefSeq and is a predicted model, not a curated record. Gene Ontology annotation, biological process: regulation of transcription by RNA polymerase II; cell differentiation; anatomical structure morphogenesis.
AUUUGAGCACCGCUGAUCUGCAUCAAGCCCCUCCCUACAGCGGUUGAUUGACAGUACCGGGUGACAGAAAGAUAUCUGAGGCGGGCCUGGGACGGGGAUGGCAAAAGAAGCGGGAAGUGACAAUGAGACACAAGGGGGCGUGGCUUCUUGCUGUCCCGAUGUGGACCGAUGGUGGCGGGGAGGGUUAAACAGACGUAGAGAUCCCCGGAGAAAUGAUGCUUGUACCCGCGUUUUGUUUCUUUUUCCCGCUAGGGGAGUGAACAAGGUUAAUAAUGAGAGAAAGCGAUGUACAGUUGACUUAACUACUUAACAGACGGUGGUUUAUUUCAGGAAAAUAUUGCGAUCUGGAGCGCUACAGUACACGGAGACAUCGUGAGUUGACGCGGAGAAAGUGUCCUGUUACGCAACAUAUCUACGAAGCCGGGGACUUCCACAGAAGUUUACACUCUCUGCAGCCUAAGGUAGAAAUAUUCGACACGAAGAACAAACCUCCACUCAGCUAUACUUUUGGUUGGCGACAAAAAGAUCGUACCUUGUACGCUCUAGCUGGUUUUCAUCUAUAUUUUGAAGUCCAGGGCAAAGAAGAAGUGUGUUGUUGAGCUGAUAGAGGACAUUCUAAUCUGACAGUGACAGGAGAAGCAAGUGGCCUGGAAGUGCUCUGAAGAAUUCUGACGUCGGAUGGACAUCCAGUCUACAGCCUUCAGAGUCUAGGAAGGUUCUCAGGAAUUUUAUUUGUUCUACCUGACCUUCUUCUAUCAUGCCUCGCCCAGGUAGAAACACGUACGACGAGCAGAAACCUCCGUACUCCUACAUUGCUCUCACAGCGAUGGCGAUACAGAGUUCUGGUGAGAAGAUGCUCCCUCUUAGCGAUAUCUAUAAGUUUAUCAUGGACAACUUUCCUUUCUACCGCAAAAAUACCCAACGUUGGCAGAACUCCUUACGCCAUAACCUCUCGUUCAACGACUGUUUUAUCAAGAUCCCCAGGCGCCCAGACCGCCCUGGAAAAGGUUCAUACUGGGCACUGCACCCUAUGUGCGGAGAUAUGUUUGAAAAUGGUAGCUUCCUACGUCGCCGUAAGAGGUUCAAGCUAAGACAGUCACAGCUAAAUGGUGGUGGCCCACCGUCUCCAGAACUUUUGGCCAUGAAGUCUUCAGGAGGGCUCGAUACAGCAGCGUACUUGCAAGAGGCAGCCGCGAGGGCAAGGCUUCAUCAUUCAUGGGGUGUGUCUUCUAGAUUUCAGCCAUAUCUCGCUCCGACCCCAGCACCGCCCACAAAACACUCCUUCUCCAUUGAGAGCCUCAUCUCCCCGGACUACAAGUCCCCAUCCAGCAUUCUUCCCCCACCUCCUGCAACACUCCUCCCACCGUCGUUACCCCCGUUCGCAUCUCAGUUCGGCCCAUCGCUGUCCGCCAGCCUCGUUGCGUCCUACGCCGCUGGCCUUGACCUUUCUUCGUCCUUCACCGGACCUUUGACCUCUUCGAAUUUAACCUCCAGCUUCAUGUCGCGAUUCUCAAGCAACUUAGACUUUCUCAAGUCAGCGGCGGCGACGGUUGGGGUCGGGCACGACGUAACGGGGCUCCUUCCAGGAAUGCCUAUCAAACCGGCACCCCUGAACCCUUUGAGCCUGAGCCAAGCUGCCGCACAUCAUGCAGCUCUUGUGUCCAGAGUGGCGGCUUUUCCAGGACCACCACCAUCUCUCAGCUCCUCGAUGUACCCGUCCGAGAAGACUCCUCUAGCUCUACCAGCCCCGCCUGUGUCGCGUGGGUCGAGUUCAUCAUCCUCUGUGAUCCCCAGUCGACCAGUCAGUGCAGAGAGUUGACAUGUGUGACCAUUUAUUCACUGUCAUUAAAUAAAACUGUUUAUUAAAACUUACCCCUGUAAUCUGACUCCCAGGGGAGGUUAAAACAAGCAUUAACCUACAUUAUGAAACGUUCAGACAGCAAGGUAAAAUGAUACAUGUCGCCCCGUUUGGCACGAUCCGGUUUACAGACCCAAGACUUAUAAUGUCAUGUCGGUGUGUGGAACCCAUCGACUGACUGUGCAGUUUGGUUUGUUUCUUGAGACAAUGAUAUCGAGGAGUACGAUAGUCAUUGCUCUGAAAUGGACAGGAAAAGAAACAAUAAACAAGAAUGUACUCUGACAUCUGUCUGCCAACCUCAUCUGUGGUGUGACCCUUCAGGCCACAGAGCAUGAGGCCUGUUCAGUAAGGAACAAUCCUGUUCAGCCAGUUUUAUAAUUUUAUAAGAUUCGGCUCCCACUAUCCAGUCUGAAAAAUGAAACAAUACUGCGUUAAUGCACAAAUAGAACCGUAAUUAGGAUUUUGUACAUUCAUAUUAUGCUAGUCUGAUAAUUGGCUUGUUUUGUGGAAUGAAAAAGACACUGCAGUCCGAGCU